AUGGCUUUGAUUUUCGGACACAGCCAGGUGAAGUACAUGCACCAGUAUCUCAAAAGUGAGGACAUUAUAACAUUGUCAUACUCCGGUUUCACAACGGUAGAUCUGUGUGAAGAGGAGUCGAUUUUUGAAAUCGUGCCCUCCUGCAAGGUCGUGGUCAUCGUUGCGGGAGCGAACGACAUCGGACAUUCGUCUCCUGCUGAGAUCGUUCGCGAUUUCCAGCAGUUGUGCGAAAAGGUUCGCUCUGCUAACCCACGUGCGAGCAUCGUGCUUGUGGGGAUUUUGCCUAGAGGCGGGAACAUGUUUCCUGGAGGCUCGAUUCCGGCGAGCGUUCUGCAUGCAUUUAACCAGGAUGCGACCUCGGUGAACAGAAUGCUGGCCAGAGUGGCAGCCAAACUGCCAUGGCUGUACUUUCUGGAAGUGCCAGGCUUCUGUAGGGCACAUGGUAUCGUCCGGGAAAUGCUGAGUAGAGACGGGCUGCAUCUCAGCAUUAGGGGAACUGCAGCAGUUGUAUCGUGCGUGGAGCGAACAGUGAGGCAGCUUUUAGCCAGAGCUCCAGCGCCUCCUGCUGCAGCCAGAGCUCCAGCGCCUGCACCAGCUGCAGUUCCAGCGCCUGCCAGAGAUUCAGCGCCUGCCAGAACUUCAGCGCCUGCCAGAGAUUCAGCGCCUGCCAGAACUUCAGCGCCUGCCAGAACUUCAGCGCCUGCCAGAACUUCAGCGCAUACCAGAACUUCAGCGCCUGCCAGAGAUUCAGCGCCUGCCAGAACUUCAGCGCCUGCCAGAACUUCAGCGCCUGCCACUGCUCAAGCGCCUGCCAGAACUUCAGCGCCUGCCAGAACUUCAGCGCCUGCCAGAACUUCAGCGCAUGCCAGAACUUCAGCGCCUGCCAGAACUUCAGCGCCUGCCACUGCUCAAGCGCCUGUCACAGCCCGACUCUACAGCGACGUGGUCAGAGAAGGACCAUCUACAAGAACAUCGAUACCGACCCCCCAGGGAACACCGACGAGGACAACAAGAGGACAACACGGAACCACACCGACGAGGACUACAAGAGGGGGAAAAGGAAUCACAUCACCGACGCCGGCCACCAGAAUAUCACCAGCAACCACAACACCGACGAGGACAAUUAGAACCACCGCAUCGAAACCGGCCAUCACAGGAGAGCCUCGAACCACAAAGACGCUGAGUACAAGAGGGGGAAAAGGAACCGCAGCACCGACGCCGACACCUAGAAUAACAUCAGCAACCACAACACCGACGAUGACUACUAGAACAGAUCAACCGACUAGAACGCCGUUGACUGGAGGAGCAUCCCCACGUAUCACCAACAUCAUCAUCCGCAGGCGAUCACCACCAUCAUCAGCAUAA
Molecule: messenger RNA, 1365 nt
Organism: Dreissena polymorpha
Lineage: Eukaryota; Metazoa; Mollusca; Bivalvia; Myida; Dreissenidae
Product: sialidase-like
Exons: 5
Coding region: 1-1365 (454 amino acids)
Source: RefSeq, a predicted model, not a curated record